AGUUUAGGAUUAUAAAUGAUUAAUUUGAUUAGGUUAGUAUUCUAACGAACUAUCUAAUCCCGACCAAAUUUUGGGGCCGUUGCCGGAGAAGCGGCUUGUUUAGCGUCUAUUUUUUUUUUUGUUAGAGUGAUUUUAAUUAUUUUUUUUGUUUUUCUUAUUCUAUCAUACUUGUCAUUGCUAAUUGUUUGCUUAGCUUUGGUGAAUGCAUAGAAGAUCUCAAGGACCACCCACACAUCAAAUUGACCAAGAGAUCAACCGACCUCUAAGACAAGUCCGUAGACUUUUUCAAGAAGAAGGAAGAGGUCUUGGUGCCACUACAAGAAAAAGGUGAAUUAUCAACGGAUUUUUGCGGCUACCAUAAUAAUUAGUUGCAAAAAUAAAUUUAGCGACUGAAAUAGACGAGUAGUCGCAAAUUUUGCAACCGAAUUUGCAGUAGUUGCUAUGCAGUCGUUAAUUAGCGACUGAUUUUUGCGACUACAAUAAUAAUAAAUUGCAAAAAAUAUUUUUGCUAUAGAAAAAGACGAAUAGUCAUAAAAUUUGCAACCGAAUUUAUAAUAGUUGCUAUGCGGUCGCUAAUCUGCGACGCUCUUAUAAUAAUUUGCAACUAACACGAUAGUUGCUACUAUUAUUUUUAAUAUUUAUUAAAAAGAAAUAAAAAAACCCUUAGUAUAAUAAAAAAAAUAACCCUUAUUCCUAAUAAAAAAAAAAGGUUAUUGCCGCAAAAAAAAACAAGAAUUAUCAAUCAGUCUUAUACUCUUAUUCACUGUCAAAAACAAGAACUAUCAUACUCUUCCUGAAAAAAAAAAAAAAAAAAAAAAAAAGGUUCAGAACUUCAAAUCAAGCAUCACCGUCGUCUUCCUCUGCUGCCGUUGCGCCACCACUACUUCACCCAGAUUACGCACAUAUACUUGGAGACCCGAGUUUGAUGCUAAGGCUAGGAGAGAAUUUGAUAAAAAAAGCUGGGGACUGACGUAGAGGCACAUUGAAUGAAGUUUACAAAAUGGCUCUCCAUAAGCAAGUUAGUUUCAUGACUAACAUUGUUCGAGCUGAAUUCAUAAAUAAGCGUAAGCAUCCUGAUUUUUUGAAACGUUCUAACCAAGCGAGAGAUAAUCGGUUAUCUGGCCAAACAUUGGAGAAUUUUGACCCUGGCCAUCGCCAAGGUAGCGUAUCUACUUCUCAAGUGGUUAAACAAAUGGCAAAGAAAAAGGAUGGAAUUUUACCAACUGCUGCUGAAGUCUAUGAGAGCACUCAUUCUGUUUGUGUGGGCAAUGAUGAAGUUGAAUUGAUGGGUGACAAGUCUCAAAAGGUCAUGGGAGAAUAUAUGGAAAAACUUGAGGAAUAUAAGAACAAAGAAAUUGAGAUAAACCUCGACAAAGUCUACUUGGAUGUUGUAGGUUGGCAAAAGAAAAUGGAAAAGUCUACAGUUUAGGGAGUGCUUCACAAAUGUAUUACAAGAGUGAUCCUACUUCUCAAUCUACUGCAUCAUCUUCCACUCCUUCCAUGAUUUCUCAAUAAGCUCUCAAGUUGAAGAACUAAAGAAGAUGGCGGAAGAAAACCAUAACAAGGUAGAAGAAAGCUAAAAAAUAGCGGCAGAGAGCUUAAAAUAUGCUAAGAAAUUCGUUGAAAAUCAUGAGAUCGAAAAAGCUACAUGGAAGAAGGAAAAAUUAGCUAUGCAGAAAACAUUGCAGGAAAUGGCAUCACUUGUCAAACAAUGUUACCGUCCUUGUACUUAUACCGUACCGGAGUGUGUGUGUUGUUGCCAUUCGUUUGUCAAAGCCAUGUCUCGCCGAUUUAGGGAUUUGUUGUCAGGGUCUUCUUCCCGAAAAUCUCAGAAGGGUUCUUCUUCCCAAGCCCCAUCAUGUACUACUGCGGUGCCCACCCUUCCUCAACCAUACAGGGUGGAAUUUGCAUCAGCUUAUCAAGAGAAAUGCUAUGGCGAACUUUCGAAGCGCCAUAUUCGCUCCACAAGGUUCUAUGAUAAGUCUUGCUGUCAAGCCUUGGGUAUCGACUCAGAUGUCUGAGAUAUGGCCAAGUUUUUAGGGUAGGAAACAUUCCUUAACAUCACGGUCCCUUUAAAGUGGACCAACAACCCUUCGGCCAACCCAAAGCCUCCUUGCACCUACCGAGAGCUCACUCUGUAGUUCCUCUCGUCUUUUAGCCUUCAUUCAACUGAAAGGCGGGGUGUGAAAGAGCUUGAACUCCACUUCCGGAUGUUCAACAAGCAAAAAAAGGUGACAUUGAGGGAGCUCAAUCAAAUGUUUGGGUGGGACCCGGAUAGCCCCGUCCAUAGGGUUUUCGAUAAUGAAAGGAUAUGGCAAGGGUACGAUGAGCAAGAGUGGUGGAGCACCAUCACCCAAGGGAACACAAAGUUCAAGUCAAGGUCCGCGAAGGCGUCGGAAAUCAUCCAUCCGGCCCUUCGGUACUUCCUUAGGAUGAUGGUCUACGCCCUGUUCUCCCGUCAAGAGCUCGGGAAGAUUAACCAAGAGGAGCUCACUUUGCUGUGGUUGACCACCGAUGGAUAUAUCAACUAUGAUCACGGUGUCAACUUCUGGGGCCUCCUCGCAGAUCACUUCCACGAGACAUAGUUAGGUACCUCCCUCAGUGGUGACAUCCAAUGCGGGAGCAUGAUCACUUGUAUUGCCUACAAGCUCGGGUUUGGAGCGGAGUUGGCUAAGCUUACCCCGGUCGAUGAGCUCCCCUAUUCAUCACUGCUCUCAAGACAGUCGGGAUGCUACGCGAGGUGCCUACUCGUAUGGGGUUUGAUGAGCGGAUUUGGAUGGUCCGCGAUGCUUCAUGGUGCCAACUCCCCAACGACUUCAUCUCUAACCCGCGUGAAGAUGGGAACCAAUGGCACAUUCCCCGCUUUACUCUUGAGGAGGGUAGCUUGUCGAUUAGGGAGAGAGCUCCCUGAGCCCAAGCCAAAGGAAACAACAGCAACAACAACAACAAGAAUGUCAUCAACACCAUUUCGAGCAUCAACAUUUCCAUUAUGGGGAAGGUUCGCAAUCUUUGCACGUCCCACCCUUUAGUGAGGGAGGUAUGGCUUCUUCCUCUUCCUCUUUUAACAUUGAAAGUGACGGGUGCAUGGAACUUAGUGGAAGACGUGCCACGUGUCGUGACACGAAGUCGGGCCAAGCUCCUUGGAGGUCACCUUUCUGGGCUAACCAUCAUCACACUUGAAGACAAGAAGCUUAUCAAUAUAUGAUGCAACUACUUCAUUCAGCCAUAUCUCCUUCAUUACAAGUAAUUUUUAGGUGAUUCAAGUUGGAGGUGAAAUUAGAGUUCAAAAUCUUUCCAACGACUGGUCACAUGCCAAAUUUGAGCAAGAAACGAAGAAGUUAUGAACGUUUGAAGUUAAGCUGUCCAGGAGUAAGGACGUUCGACCGAACCAAAGCUGGUUCGCCCGAACCUUCCAGGCAGUUUCAAACCUGAUACUUGCAUCUUUGCAGGAGUGGCCGAACUCCAAAAGUUCGACCGCACCUACCCACAAGUUCGACCGAAAUUACCCUAAGUUCAGCCGAACCUUUUCCCUUUUUUCUGUCAGUUUAUGCGCACUAUUUAAGUUGUUUUUAAGGAGUUUUGCAAGAAUUAAUGUUGAACUUUGCUUGAUUGUAAUCAAAGAGACUUUCUCUCUCUACCAUAAUCUUUGUGAUUAUUUAGCUUUCUUUGUGAUUGCUACCUUGUAAUCUUUGUGGUUACACCUUAAUCUUAGCUUUACUUGGUGUUAGCUUUGAUUAAGACCCCUAUUUCAUAUUUCUUGGUGAUUUUGAGAUAGGUUUACCUUAUCUAUUGCAUUGAAAUUUGUGCUUAUUUGAAAGCUUUCCCCUUUUACCUGUCUUUCCUUUGUUAUUUCAUAUCAUUUGGUAUCAAGAGCCUAGGUUAUUAGCCUAGAAAAAUCCUACCUUUUUGAAUUUCUCUUUCCCCCUCUCAAAAGAUCUCUUCUUUUCCUACAAAAAAUUUGAAAUUUCUCUCAAAAAUACAAGCUUUCUAUCUUGAAACAUGGGUGAUAGAUACUAUUAUGAAGAUGAUGAAGGUUACAAUGAGCACUCUAGAUUGGAUGCUCUAGAAAGGAAGUUUGAUAGACUUCUUGAGGUAUUGGAGAAUAGAAGAAGUCCUAGAAGGAGGAGGAGCCCUAGUGAAGAAGAUGACUCUCACUCUCCUCACCGGAGAAGGGAACACCGCCAACGAAACCAUGAGGACAAUUGUGACUGAGAUAUCAAGUUGGAAUUUCCGGACUUUGAAGGUAAUCUUGAUCCUAAUGAAUUUCUUCAUUGGGUUAGGAGUAUGGAGAAUGUGUUUGAAUAUAAGGGUUAUAAUGAUGAAAAACGUUUCAAAUUGGCCAUCCUUAAACUCAAAAAACAUGCUUCUUUGUGGUGUGAGAACUUAAAGAAUCGUAGGAAAAAAGAUGGAAAAUCAAAAAUCACAUCUUGGGAGAAAUUGAAGAAACAUAUGAACAAGGCCUUUGUGCCUAAAGAUUAUUUGCAAGAUGCUUAUCUUAAAUUGAACUCUCUUAAGCAAGGAGCUAUGUCGGUAGAGAAGUAUACUAGGGAGUUUGAGAAACUUUCUAUCAUGAGUGGAAUUGAAGAAGCACCGGAGCAUAAGAUUUCUAGGUAUAUUUGUGGUCUUGAAAGAAAGCUUGGGAAAAAGGUUGAUGUGCAUGCCCAUGGAAGUUUUGAUCAAGUGGUGUAAAAAGUUUUGAAGUUUGAGAAGUAUGACAAGGUGAGUAGUGCUAGUGGGUAUACUAAGCCUACUUCAAGAGUUCUUUUGCUCCAAAGGGUGAGACAAGCAAGCCCAUUGCCAAGGAUGACAAAGGCAAGGCUCCCAUGCACUCUUCCAGCAAAGAUGGUCACAAAAAGAUGAGAAAUCGGAAGACUUGCUACAAGUGUAGGGAUUAUGGACAUUUUGCUAAUAAGUGUCCAAAUAGUAGAGCUAUGAUAAUUCGUGAAAUGGAUGAUGAUGAGUACGAAGAUGAGAAGAGGGAUUUUGGAGACCCUAUUUGUAAUCAAAUCCUUGUUGUGAGGAGGGCACUUCUAUCCAUUUCUACCCCUUUGGCGGAAGAGGAAAGGGAAAACAUCUUCAAAACUCGUUGCACCAUCAAGGAUCGAGUUUGCAACCUUAUCAUUGAUAGUGGCUCUUGCACUAAUGUGGCUUUAACAAAAUUGGUGAGCAAGCUCAAUCUUGAAACUACCGAUCAUCCUACUCCCUACAAGCUUCAAUGGCUUAACAAUCACAAUGAGGUGAAGGUAACGAAACAAACUCUUCUUUCUUUCUCAAUUGGCAAGCUAUAUAAGGAUGAGGUGCGUUGUGAUGUAUUGCCUAUGGAUGCUUGUCAUGUAUUGCUUGGUAGACCUUGGCAAUUUUAUAGAGAUGUAAUGCAUGAUGGAAGAAUGAACACUUAUUCAUUCAUGAUAGAUAAGAAGAAGAUUGUACUCAACCCCUUGUCCCCCACCAUCAAACACAAAGAACCCUUAGGUACGGGAAACACAAUCAAAGAGAACCUUCUCAUUGGGGAAAAUGAGAUGGGAAAGGAGAUAAAUCAAGGACACCUUGUCUUUAUUUGUCUUCUUAGGAAAACACAAGAGAGUGAGCGAGAGAACCUAAUCCACCCCCUUGUCAAGGAUGUAUUGGUUGAGUACCAUGACAUUUUUCCCGAUGAUCUCCCACCCGGUUUGCCACCUAUUAGGGGAAUUGAACAUCAAAUCGAUCUUAUUCCCGGAUCACAACUCCCUAAUAGACCGGCUUAUAGGUGUAUCCCCGAUGAAGCAAGAGAGCUUCAAAGACAAGUUGGUGAGUUGAUUGAAAGAGGAUUUGUGAGGGAAUCCCUUAGCCCUUGUUCGGUUCCGGCUCUUUUGGUUCCGAAAAAGGAUGGUACAUGGAGAAUGUGUGUGGAUAGUAGGGCCAUCAAUAACAUCACCAUCAAGUAUCGCUUCCCUAUUCCCCGACUUGAUGAUAUGCUUGAUGAGUUACAUGGGUGACCCAAAAUAUAACUAAAACAAGCCUUUUAUUUUUAAGGAAGAUUAUGAGUAAUAGAUAUUUUAUACAUAUCAUAUUUAGACUCACUCUUUGUACCACAUAUUAUUUUAAGCCUCUGCAUCCAAGCAAUGAUUUUUUUUUUUUUUUUUUUUGACGGGAUCCAAGCAAUGAUUUUUAUUAAUUAAUUAAUAUUAAUGUUAUUAUUCACAAUACGUCACAUAAACUUUCAAUUUAAAAUAAUUUUUUUUAAUCCAAUCUAACUUAAUUAUUUGUAGGAUUUAUGUCAAACGGUAAAUUUUCUUCUUCUUUUGAUAUAGCUUGGUUGUCAAUUAAUAUGAUUAAAUUUCUAUUACUUUUGGUAAAAAUGAUCCAUAAUAACACGUACUAUGCAUUCUCUUUAAAUACUUUUAUUGUGCAUGCACAUACUUAUUAAUAAGAACCUUAAUAAUUAGAAAAGAUAUUAAUAAUUACUUUUUAAUGCAAAUUAGAUUUUACAUUACAUUUUUUAAUUAAUACAAUUUUAAUAUUUAAUUUUAAAGUUGAAAUUUUUAUUAAUGAUUACAGUUGGUUGAUGCGCGACUAGAGCUGUCAAUUCGGGUAAACGGGUCGGGUUUGAGUCGGGUUAGUUUGAGUCGGGUCAUCUCGGGUCAGGUCAAUACGGGUUAAUAUCAUAACAUAUGCGGGUCGGGUUCGGGUUGGGACAUGCUUGACUCGGGUCACGUCGGAUCAUACAUCUUAUCGAGUUUGGGUCGGGUUUAGGUCGGGUUAGUAAAAGGUCGGGUUACAUUCGGGUCGGGUGAAAAAUAGGUCGGGUUAAAUUCGAGUCUUUACUGGUUUAAACGAGUUAGGGUCGUUCUCGGGUUCGAGUCGGGUUCGGUUAAAGUUAAUUAUUUACGGGUUAUAAUCAGGUUGGGUCAU
Molecule: messenger RNA, 6891 nt
Organism: Chenopodium quinoa (quinoa)
Lineage: Eukaryota; Viridiplantae; Streptophyta; Magnoliopsida; Caryophyllales; Amaranthaceae
Exons: 5
Coding region: 4824-5975 (383 amino acids)
Molecular function (GO): zinc ion binding; nucleic acid binding
Source: RefSeq, a predicted model, not a curated record